AUGAGUAAUUUUCUUUAAGUGAAUACUGAUUAACAAUGCUUGAAUUUAAUUUAUGAAAAGAGAGAUUUAACUAUUAAUAGGCACUUGGAUGGUAUAAAGGUACACCUAUAUUCAAUAUUUAGCCUAUUGCUAAUGAAAAUUGA
Molecule: messenger RNA, 143 nt
Organism: Paramecium sonneborni
Lineage: Eukaryota; Ciliophora; Oligohymenophorea; Peniculida; Parameciidae
Source: the annotation of a GenBank genome assembly